Molecule: messenger RNA, 807 nt
Organism: Teleopsis dalmanni
Lineage: Eukaryota; Metazoa; Arthropoda; Insecta; Diptera; Diopsidae
Product: enhancer of split m7 protein-like
Exons: 1
Coding region: 98-712 (204 amino acids)
Biological process (GO): regulation of transcription by RNA polymerase II; regulation of neurogenesis; anterior/posterior pattern specification
Cellular component (GO): nucleus
Molecular function (GO): protein dimerization activity; DNA-binding transcription factor activity, RNA polymerase II-specific; RNA polymerase II cis-regulatory region sequence-specific DNA binding
Source: RefSeq, a predicted model, not a curated record
CUUAGUUUAGCACUUAAAGCAAUAACAUCAAAGUAAUUUUCUCUUUACAAGUCUUCCAUUUACGUAAAAUUAAACUUAAAUUUAAAAACAAAUCAAAAUGGCAACAAAAUAUGAAGAAUCAAAAACUUAUCAAUAUCGUAAAGUAAUGAAACCACUUUUGGAGCGUAAACGUCGUGCUCGCAUCAACAAGUGUCUCGAUGAUCUUAAGGAUUUAAUCGGUGAAUGUAUGCAGCAGCAGUGUGGUGAUCCCAGUGUUAAGUUGGAAAAGGCUGAUAUUUUAGAAUUGACUGUACAACAUUUACGCAAGCUAAAGACACAAAAACAAAACUCUACACAGGACAACACAAAGUCACAGCACAGUUUCCGCUCAGGUUACAUACAAGCAGCAAACGAGGUAUCACGUUGUUUGGCGUCAUUACCCAAGGUCGAUGUUGCCUUCGGCACUCAACUUAUGACUCAUUUGGGUUUACGUCUUAAUCAAUUGGAAUCAGCAGAAGAAGCACACACUGCCAUUAACACACCAUUGAGUAUCAAUUGUGGUGGCGCUUCAGCACAUAUCGCUUCAACUGCAAUGUACAGUCCAGUCUCAAGCGGAUAUGCCAGUGACAGUGAAAAUUCCCGUUGUUCGCCUGCACUUUCAAGUAAAAGCUUCAGUUCUAUUUGUAAUCAAGGGCUUUUGCAAAUUAAUAAACAAGUCUGGAGACCUUGGUAAAAAAUAUUUAAAGACUGAAAUCAGAUAAAAGGAGAGCGUGUUCAAGACUUUCAAAUUGCACUUUAUGGGUCUCAAUAUUUAAUUAUUCAAUUAGU